Apodemus sylvaticus (European woodmouse) is the source of this 949-nucleotide messenger RNA. RefSeq names its product metaxin-2-like. NCBI's taxonomy places the organism in Eukaryota, Metazoa, Chordata, Mammalia, Rodentia, Muridae. Gene Ontology annotation, biological process: mitochondrion organization. Bases 1 to 834 code for a protein of 277 amino acids. The transcript has 2 exons. The record is from RefSeq and is a predicted model, not a curated record. Gene Ontology annotation, cellular component: SAM complex.
AUGCCAGCUGACAGCGCCCGAGCUGCCACGGUACCAAGUAUCCAGCCGAAGCUCGUUAGCUGCGGGGGGCCGCCGAGGUCGUGCGGGAGGGCGCUGAGGGCCGCGGAGCUCGGAGCGCGCAGGACCUCGCAGCAGACAUGUCUCUGGUGGCGGAAGCGUUCGUCUCCCAGAUCGCAGCCAUUUUUGCAGAUGUGUAAUCUGCCUGUCAAAGUGGUGUGUAGGGCAAAUGCGGAAUAUAUGUCUCCAUCUGGAAAAGUACCUUUUAUUCAUGUGGGAAAUCAAGUAGUGUCAGAACUUGGCCCAAUAGUCCAGUUUGUUAAAGCCAAGGGCCAUUCUCUUAGUGAUGGGUUGGAUGAAGUCCAAAAUGCAGAAAUGAAAGCCUACAUGGAAUUGGUCAACAAUAUGCUGCUGACUGCAGAGUUGUAUCUCCAGUGGUGUGAUGAAGCUACAGUCGGGGAGAUCACUAUUGCUAGGUAUGGCUCUCCUUACCCUUGGCCUCUGAACCACAUUUUGGCCUAUCAGAAGCAGUGGGAAAUCAAGCGUAAGAUGAAAGCUAUUGGAUGGGGUAACAAGACUCUGGACCAGGUCUUGGAAGAUGUAGACCAGUGCUGCCAAGCCCUUUCCCAAAGACUGGGAACACAACCAUACUUCUUCAAUAAGCAACCUACUGAACUUGACGCUCUGGUUUUUGGCCAUUUGUACACCAUUCUUACCACACAGUUGACCAGUGAUGAACUUUCUGAGAAGGUGAAAAACUAUAGCAACCUCCUUGCUUUCUGUAGAAGAAUUGAACAGUACUACUUUGAAGACCGGGGUAAAGGCAGGUUGUCUUAGAGUUGUAUGCCAAUUAGGUAUUUUAAAAAUCUAACUUUUGAAAUAUGUAUUACUUGAACAAUAUGGUAGUAGUUGCAGGAUCUCAAAACCAAAAACACUGUUUUUUGAAACCUCA